CGUCGCUCUAACGUCAAAAUCAAAAGCACAAAAUCGAAAGGCAGAACGUCAAAUUUACUUGAUUAUUACUAAAAAUUAGUAACGUUAAGUGUUCUAGGAAUAAGAACCACUUCAAAUCAAGUGUUCUAGAAUAAUUCCUUCAUCUUGAACUUAAAGUAACGUAACGCAAGCUUAGUGAUUAUCAGUAAACGUGUAAUGGAGUAGAGUGAAGUCCGUGUGAUCACCUCGUACGUGUAAUAUGGCUCAAAGGUUCCCUCCAGGUGGCCCUCCUGUAGGUCCGAGCGGGCCCGGCGGGCCGGGUGGGCCAGGGCCAGGUCCGGGGCCGGGCCCGGGCGGGCCGGCCGGCGCGGCGCUGCCGCCGCAGCCGCGAUACGCGGGGGCUGCGCCGCCGCCUAACGCCAUGCCGCCGCGGCCCUAUCCUGGACCUAAUUUUCCGCAACGCAGCGGCUUCACCCCGCCACCUGUGUCAGCCGGCGGCACGCCGCGCCCCGCACCAUACGGCUCCGCCCCGCACGCCGCGCCCCACGCGCCGCCGCACGCCCCGCCCCACGCCCCGCCGGCCGGCGGGCAGCUGCGCCCCGCGCCCGGCCCCGCGCCGCCCGGCGGCAAGCGCCCGCCGGACAACAGGAGCCCGCUGCCGCCCCAACAUAAACCGCCCAAUAUGUACAAUAACGAGUACGCAGCCGGCGGUGGCAAACGCAAGAAGCGUCUAGCGGACAAGAUUCUCCCUCAAAAGGUCCGAGACCUGGUCCCCGAGUCCCAAGCCUACAUGGACCUGUUGGCGUUCGAGAGGAAACUGGAUGCCACCAUAUUGAGGAAGAGGCUGGAUAUUCAGGAGGCGCUGAAGCGGCCCAUGAAGCAGAAACGAAAGCUGAGAAUCUUUAUAUCUAACACCUUUUACCCAGGUCAGGGCGACAAUGCGGUGGCAUCAUGGGAGCUGCGUGUAGAGGGGCGCCUGCUCGACGAUGCUAAAGGAGACCCUGGCAAAGUGCCACAGGUGAAACGCAAAUUCUCAUCGUUCUUCAAGUCGCUGGUGAUCGAACUGGACAAGGAGUUGUACGGCCCCGACAACCACUUGGUGGAGUGGCACCGCACCCUCACCACGCAGGAAACUGACGGAUUCCAGGUGAAACGCCCCGGCUACAAGAACGUGCGUUGCACAAUCUUACUCCUAUUGGACUAUCAGCCAUUGCAAUUCAAGCUAGACGGACGUCUGGCACGUCUACUCGGCGUCCAUACUCAGACAAGACCUGUCAUCGUGAACGCACUGUGGCAGUAUGUCAAGACACAUCGUCUGCAGGAUCCUCACGAACGCGAAUGGGUCGUCUGUGACAAGUAUCUGGAGCAGAUCUUCGGCUGUGCACGUAUGAAGCUUGCCGAGGUCCCGGGCCGCCUGGCCGCCUUACUGCACGCUCCGGACCCUAUCGUCAUCAACCACGUGAUCGGCGUGGAAGCGCCGCACGACGCUAAACAAACCGCCUGCUACGAUAUUGACGUGGAAGUUGAUGAUACGCUAAAGUCCCAGAUGAACAGUUUCCUGCUGAGUACUGCCAACCAGCAGGAGAUCCAGGGCCUCGACUCCAAGAUACACGAGACGGUGGAUACGAUUAAUCAGUUGAAGACGCACCGCGAGUUUUUCCUCUCGUUCAGCAAGGACCCGCAACAGUUCGUGCACAAGUGGCUCGUCUCGCAGUCGCGGGACCUUAAGACGAUGAAUGGCGGCGGUGGCAACCCUGAGGAGGAGCGUCGUUCAGAAUUCUACGCGCAGCCCUGGGCCGGCGAGGCCAUUGCCCGCUACCUGUCCGGCAGACUUACGCAGCGCCGGCAGCAACUAGACGCGGCCCUUACCCCACAUCUCACUAGACUGUAGAAUCG
Molecule: messenger RNA, 1875 nt
Organism: Cydia amplana
Lineage: Eukaryota; Metazoa; Arthropoda; Insecta; Lepidoptera; Tortricidae
Gene: Bap60
Product: brahma-associated protein of 60 kDa
Exons: 11
Coding region: 239-1870 (543 amino acids)
Biological process (GO): regulation of transcription by RNA polymerase II
Cellular component (GO): SWI/SNF complex; nucleus
Molecular function (GO): transcription coregulator activity
Source: RefSeq, a predicted model, not a curated record